Messenger RNA from Phodopus roborovskii (desert hamster), 867 nucleotides. Its product is annotated as olfactory receptor 10AG1-like. The record is from RefSeq and is a predicted model, not a curated record. Lineage: Eukaryota; Metazoa; Chordata; Mammalia; Rodentia; Cricetidae. Gene Ontology annotation, molecular function: G protein-coupled receptor activity; olfactory receptor activity. Gene Ontology annotation, biological process: G protein-coupled receptor signaling pathway. Gene Ontology annotation, cellular component: membrane.
AUGACUAAAGUCAUACAAGUAAUUUAUUUUGUCCAUAGAGAUACAACAGACAUCAUGGAAGAAGUCAAUGCUUCCACAGUGACACAGUUUCUCUUCCUUGGAUUUUCUGAUCUUCCCAACCUCCAGGACUUUCUGUUUGGGAUGAUCUUCACAAUGUACUUAAUUAUCCUAAUUGGAAAUAGCUUCAUAAUUAUGAUAAUCAGGAUUGAUCUUGCACUACAGAAACCCAUGUAUUUCCUAGCAAAUUUUUCUUUUCUGGAAAUCUGUUAUGUAUUAGUUACUGUCCCUAGGAUUCUGUAUAGCAUUUGGACCCAGGAUAGAAGCAUUUCUCUUCUGACCUGUGCUACACAAAUGUGUUUUUUCCUAAUGUUGGCAGCUACUGAAAGUAUUCUCCUGACUGUGAUGUCCUAUGACCGCUAUGUGGCCAUCUGUAAUCCUCUGCAUUAUCAACUUGUCAUGAACUCAACAAAGUGCAUACAGCUUGCAGUGGGCUCCUGUACUGGUGGAAUGCCAUUUCAGCUAGGGCAAACCUGUCAGAUAUUCUCUCUACUUUUCUGUAACUCUAACCAGAUAGACCACUUCCUUUGUGACAUACCCCCUAUACUUAAGCUGGCUUGUGGAGAUACUUCUAUUAAUGAGUUGUAUGUCUAUGUAUUGGCUAUUUUGCUUGCUGCAAUCCCUUUCAUAUUAAUACUAACAUCAUACAGCAAAAUCAUUGCCACCAUCCUGAGGUUGCCAAUUGCUAAAGGACAAGCAAAAGCCUUCUCCACAUGUUCUUCCCAUCUUGUGGUGGUUUUGUUUUUUGGUUCUGCAUCUAUUACCUACUUAAUGCCAAAGUUUAUAUGUAACUUUAAGCAAUCAAAAUAA